This is a messenger RNA of Oryctolagus cuniculus (rabbit), 2656 nucleotides long. RefSeq names its product ADAM metallopeptidase domain 2 (gene ADAM2). The record is from RefSeq and is marked provisional. Lineage: Eukaryota; Metazoa; Chordata; Mammalia; Lagomorpha; Leporidae. Gene Ontology annotation, molecular function: metalloendopeptidase activity. Gene Ontology annotation, biological process: proteolysis; cell adhesion; male gonad development. Gene Ontology annotation, cellular component: plasma membrane.
AACUGUCACUCCUCGGCCUGGGAUCCGGACGCCAAGCCAUGUUGCGAGUCCUCUUUCUGCUCUGCGGGCUCAGCGGGCUCAGGACUAAGGAGAAUUCUGAAAGGCUACACGUCCAGGUUACAGUCCCAGAGAAAAUGCGCUCAGUAACAAGCGAAGGAUUUGAAACAGAAGUGGUCUACAACAUUGUCAUUGAAGGGAAGACAUACACUUUGAACCUAAUGCAAAAAACUUUUUUGCCUCGUGAUUUUAGAGUUUAUGGUUAUGAUAGCACAGGAAUUAUGAAAGACCUUGAACAACAAUUUCAGAACUUUUGCUACUACCAAGGGUUUGUUGAAGGUUAUCCAAAUUCUAUGGUGAUCGUCAGUACAUGUACUGGACUCAGGGGCUUACUACAGUUUGAAAAUGUUACUUAUGGAAUUGAGCCCCUGGAGUCUUCGAUUGGUUUUGAGCAUGUGAUUUAUCAAGUAAAGAAUAAGAAUGAAAGCAUUUCUCUCUAUGCUGAGAAGGAGGUGGAAUUCAGAGAUUUGCCCUAUAAAGUACAGAGUGUGCAGCCACGUGAAUUCUCUCAGUAUAUAGAAAUGCAUGUUGUAGUCGAAAAGAAUUUGUAUAAACACAUGGGUUCUGAUACGGCUGUCGUCAGUCAAAAAAUUUUCCAGUUGAUUGGAUUGACAAAUGCUGUUUUCACUUCAUUUAAUAUUACAAUAAUUCUAUCUUCAUUGGAGCUUUGGAUAGAUGAAAAUAAAAUUUCAACCACUGGAGAUGCUAAUGAAUUACUAUACAGAUUUUUAAAAUGGAAAAAAUCUUAUCUUGUUUUGCGUCCGCACGACGUGGCAUUUUUACUUGUUUACAGAGAAAUAGCAAAAUAUGUCGGUGCCACCUUCCAAGGGAAGAUGUGUGAUAUCAACUAUAGUGGUGGUGUUGCUCUGCAUCCUAAAACCAUAAGUCUGGAAUCACUUGCAAUUAUUUUAGCUCAGUUACUGAGCCUUAGUAUGGGGAUAGCCUAUGAUGACAUUAACAAGUGCAAGUGCCCAGGAUCUGUCUGCAUAAUGAACCCAGAAGCAAUUCACUCCAGCGGCGUGAAGAUCUUUAGUAACUGCAGCAUCGAAGAUUUUUCACGUUUUAUUUCAAAGCAGAAGUCCCAGUGUCUUCAAAAUCUGCCACGCUUAGAGCCAUUUUACAAGCAGGAUGCCGUUUGUGGUAACUCAAUAGUGGAAGCAGGAGAAAUGUGUGACUGUGGGACAGCAGAGGAGUGUGGCCGUGCAGUACCAAUAUGCUGUAAUUCCGCCACGUGCAGGCUAGAAGUAGGUUCACAGUGUGCAGAAGGCGAGUGCUGUGAAAAUUGCACUUUUAAGGAAAGAGGACAAUCGUGUAGGCCUCCUGUGGGCGAAUGUGAUCUCUUUGAAUAUUGCAAUGGAACAUCCGCCUUAUGUCCGGACGACAUCGUUAUUCAGAAUGGGCAUCCAUGUGGUGAAAAUCAAUGGAUCUGUGUUGAUGGAUCAUGCAUUAGUCCACCUGAACAAUGUAAAAGUAUAUUUGGUGAAGAAGUAGAAGGUGGCACUCCAGAAUGUUAUGAAGAACUGAAUGCUAUGGCUGAUAUUCUGGGCUGUGGCAUAACUCAUGACGGGUACAAAAAGUGUGAAUCUGGUAAUCGGAAGUGUGGAAAAUUAAUGUGUAAACAUACAACUGAGAAUAUAAUUGACAUUAAAAAUGCUACUAUUAUAUAUGCCAACGUAAGUGGAUCAAUCUGCCUUUCCCUGGAAUAUAAACCAGAUCAUCUAGAUGCUGCAAAGAUGUGGGUACCAAAUGGAGCUGUGUGUGGUAGCAAUAAGAUCUGCCGAGAUAAGGCCUGUGUGGAGACCACAUAUGUGAAUCUUGGCUGUACUUUACAAAAUUGCAACAACCAAGGGAUAUGCAACAGCCUACAGCACUGUCACUGUAACCCUACAUUUUUACCUCCAAAUUGCUCAGCUGUGGAUGAGAGAUGGGCUGGUGGGAGCGUCGACAGCGGCAAUUUCCAAGGUGGCGGUGUUCCCGGCAUUGGCGGUCUUACCAGCGUUGGCACUCCCCCUUUCAUUCCCGGUGUUCCCGGUGUUAGGCGUUACAUGGAGGAUGUUUACCAAACUGCUAAACCUACAAGAUGGCCAUUUUUCUUACUCAUUCCCUUUUUCAUUAUUCUCGGUGCACUGAUUGCUAUACUGGUGAAAGUUCAAUUCCAAAGAAAAAAAUGGAAAACUGAGGACUAUACAAGUGAUGAGCAAUUUGAAAGUGACAGUGAACUCAAAGAGUAGUCCGGACAACAGAGAUUUCAUGAAAUCACAGAGAAUCCCAGAGUAAUUAUCUGUAAUGGAUGGAACAAGAGAAAAAGAAAAAGAACAUGUAUCACCUGAUUCUCUGGGAUUCAAGCUGCAUAAUAUGUUUUAACCUGACCAGAAAAUAUAGCAUAGUAUAUAUGUAUGUAUACAUAUAUAUAUAUAUAUAACUCCACAUUUAACUUGCAAGAACCAUGAUUACAAGUUUUAUAUCACAUAGUUCUUGUUUGUAAGGUUUUCUCAUCACUAUUUUUGUUAGCCAGUAGGCACUAAUUCUGUUAGUAGGCACGACAAAGAAGGUUUAUACUACAAUAAAUGUGGUGCCAUGAUUAAAAGCUGCUGUUACA